Molecule: messenger RNA, 738 nt
Organism: Cylindrotheca closterium
Lineage: Eukaryota; Bacillariophyta; Bacillariophyceae; Bacillariales; Bacillariaceae
Source: the annotation of a GenBank genome assembly
AUGUCGUACGGAGAUGCUAGCUUUCUUGGAGGAGGCGCCUAUUCCGACGAACUUCUAUUUUGGUUCCGCACAGUUUGGAGCCCAGAUAUUGUUGCUGGUAUAAAACUGAAAGCCAGCAACCCCAACUACGUCCACAUCAACAGCCUUGAGUUCUUGGUAGCCUUUCUCCAGGAAGUUGCCACGGUUGUCCGCUUUGAAGGAACUUCCCAUGCCCAUCCACAAAUUCCCAAACGGAUUUUCCCAAUUCCCAACAUUUCGCACUUUACCUUGGAUGAGAAACUACGAUUAUUUCCAGCCGAGUCCCGAACUUUGCUCCGUCCUGCGCUCCUGUCUAUUCUCCAAUCCAAAGCAGGCGCCACCGACGAUCCCCGCAAAUCUGGGACACUUCGUUCCCGCCGACUCCAUUUCCUCAAGUUUUGCUAUGAUAUGAAGCUGCGCGACGACUAUUUAAUGAAUGGCCCUGACUUCCUUCACGAACGCCGCGUCGCAACCUUUGCACUCUACACAGUGGCCCUUGCUACCGGUCGCACAAUUAAAGGCCAAUAUAUCAAGUCUGCCACAAUCAAGCAGUACCUCCAUGCGGCAGCAUCUUUUAUCUGCCUUUUCACCGGUCGUGAUCCCCGAUACAACAACCCGAGCGACACCAAAAUGUCACCCGAUAUUCAUGCCACCAUUGCUGAAGUGGAGCGCCAUGAAAACGUUCCCAAUAAACUUGAGCCCUACACUGUUGGGAUAUGA